UCUCAUCUCUAGUUCGAUUUCUAUAGUCUAUGACUAACUGUCUGAUGAUUAUUGCGUUCUGUGGAUUGUUGCAAUGUCCAAUGUCUGGAAUGUCUGUUUUCGUUAAUACUUAAAUUACUGUGCGUUGUUUGUUGUGGCGUUAUGAUAGACAGAAGUGUAAUAGAAGAAAAAAAUUGGCGUUCAUUGAAAUACACUGUUAUCUGCUCUAACUAAUUUUGCGAUAUCUGUUGAUGGCUUACAGUUUCGAAUAAUAUUCUACAUCAAAUUAGACCAACAUGUCUGUAGCAUUUGCAGCACGCGGAAAUCGACCUCCUUUGAGCCCGGCGCAAAUUCAAAAGAUGUUAGAUGAAAAUGCUCAUCUUAUUCAAACUAUUCAAGAAUAUCAAUCAAAAGGUCAACUUAUGGAGUGUCAUCAAUAUCAACAAGUUUUACACAGGAAUUUAGUUUAUUUGGCGUCGGUUGCAGAUGUUAAUCAAAACAUUCAAAGCAUACUUCCGCCUCCUCAUCAAUUAGCAGCUGGCAACUCACAAGCACCACCAAUUAAUUCACCGUCUCCUAGUGGUGGUGAUGUGUCAGGAGGACCUCAAUCUUCAUACAGACCUCCUGGAGUGUCUACAACACCAACAAGACCAACACAAUCUUAUGGUCAACGACCAUAUCCGCAGAAUCAGUACCAAGGUCAAUAUCAAGGUGCUCCGGGUGGGUACCCUCCACAACCUGGUUAUGGACCACCUAGUCAAGGUUAUGGACCCCCUAAUCCUCCUCAACAGCCACAAGGUUAUCCUCCAAACUCGAACUAUGGUCCUCCUAUAACAACUACUCCAAGUAAUUAUCCACCAUCUACACACCCAGGCCCAGGGUAUCCUCCGUCAUCAGCACAGCAACCCUACGCACCACCUCCUGGCAGUCCAGCAGCUGCUGGAACACCCUAUCCUGUGCGUGGUGCUUCACAACCUGCUUACACUGGCAAUUCAGCCUAUCCACCAUCACAAACAGGUUCAAAUUAUCCCAAUGUAGGUGUUAGCACUUAUAACAAUUCAACUGGCUCUCAACCUCAACCAUACCAAUCUCAACCUUUUCCUAAUAGUACACCAACAUCAGCUUAUAGUACUACUCCUACAUCACAGCCAAAUCGAUCUCCACAGCCUCCACCCACUGGUUAUUCAGCACAAAACCCUCCCACUUCUGGUUAUGGAUCUCCAUCAGCUCAAUCUCCUACAUAUAAUUCUAGUUCGCAUGGUAAUAAUGCUCCUCCAACAUCGGUAGCAUCUGGGGCGCCAACAUCAGGUGGACCGCCAAGUCAACAAUACCCCCCGCCUGGACAGGCUUCUCCUUACCCACCAGCUACUCAGCCUCCUUACUCAAAUCCGUCAUCGCAACCAGGAAGCCCCGCACCAUCAGUUUCUACGGCACCACCUCCUCAAGGGUCAUACCCUCAAAAUCCCCAAAAUUAUCCUGCUGCAGGAGGUGGUUAUCCGCCUCAUGCUUAUCAACAAGGUUAUCCCCCAGCGCAAUAUCCUCCAUCGCCGUAUCCAUACGCCCGCGCUCCAACACCUGGAGCUCCACCCCCUGGUGGGCCACAACCUUAUCCUGGCUAUGGUUUUCAACCACCAACUCAACAGUAAAAUGGUUGUAUUUUUAACUUCAUAUUAAUAGGAAUAUCUAUAUUUUUAUUCUUUGAUAACUGGAUUUGUUUUAGUUGAUAGGAAUAAUGCAACAGAAAUGUACCCGAAAAAUUAUAAUUGAAGGAUUGUUACAGAUAAGACUAUUUUUGAAAGCAACAUGGUCUUUAAGGACAAAAAUGAAUUUGUUAAUAAGGCAUUGCAACUAUACUUAUCAAUAAUCGUAUAUUUAUUAUCUAAUUACAAAUAAGUUUUUUCUAAUUAUUAUUAGGUAUAUGUAGUAAUUAUUAUUAAGAAAUGAUCAUAAUUCACAGGAGCAGAUGCCAUACAUCUGUUGCAUAACAUUGCAUUACUUUAUUAGAAAUACUUUCGCGCAAGUCGCGCGCUCUAUGAACCACUUGUUCCAGAGAUGCUCUUCUGACCUAAAAUCAAUUGGUAGAUUUAAAAUAAAAACCCGUUGCCCCACUAGCAUUAGCUCCUAUUGUGGUUGCGUUUAAAAACAUACGGUAAAACGGGGUGAAUAGAUGUUAUAACAUUUUCGCAACAUUUAUUCGCCCCUCUUCUUAUCUAUUCACCCCUUUUUACGGUACUAUUUCACAUACACAUGAUACCCAGACCUAAAAAAAUGUUUAGACCUCACAAAGAUUAAUCUGUACCUACAUUUAAUAAAUUAAAAAAAAUAUAAAUCAUUUGCUCCUAUUGGUCGUUACUUUACCUAUUAUUAGUUUUAGAAAAUAUAUUUGUCAAAAUGUCUGUAUUCAUCCCUGUUGAUUGGAUUGUGUGGACUCUAAAUAAUUAUGCGUGUGCAUAUUUACUGUUGUACAGUUUACUUUAAGUAUAAAUAAAUGUAUCCAGACAGUUCAUACAAGUGCAGAGUUUAUAAACAUUUAGAUUUUGACUGAAUUCACGAUUGGAUCUGUCCGUUUUUUUAACUAGAAAACGUAAGAAUUAAAUAAUUCUGCGCUGGUAAAUAGAACUUAUGAAUAGGUUUUAAUAAUUUAAGAUGUAAGUGCUUGGAAAGUGAAAUAUUACUCAUUUGCUCAUACAGCACCUAUCUGGGUGCUAAGACAUAGUAUCGAACUAUAUUUUAAUCAAUAAAACCGUUUAAUAAAAAAUUGGACAAUGUUCAUGGCAUAAAUAAGAACAAUCUAUGAACUAUUAUUUUAUUAUAAUAUAAGAAUGAAAUAUGUUUGCUUAAUAUUGUAGUCUGACAAGAAGUCUGAUGUGGUAAAAUAAAAACUUAAUUUGUGAUAA
This is a messenger RNA of Spodoptera frugiperda (fall armyworm), 2876 nucleotides long. RefSeq names its product basic proline-rich protein. The transcript has 2 exons. Bases 276 to 1625 code for a protein of 449 amino acids. The record is from RefSeq and is a predicted model, not a curated record. Lineage: Eukaryota; Metazoa; Arthropoda; Insecta; Lepidoptera; Noctuidae.